Molecule: messenger RNA, 2100 nt
Organism: Protopterus annectens (West African lungfish)
Lineage: Eukaryota; Metazoa; Chordata; Ceratodontiformes; Protopteridae
Gene: NRN1L
Product: neuritin 1 like
Exons: 3
Coding region: 354-833 (159 amino acids)
Biological process (GO): nervous system development; neuron projection extension
Cellular component (GO): plasma membrane
Source: RefSeq, a predicted model, not a curated record
AAUACUCCAGGUCCUUCUCGCGCUCCUCGUGCCGUCCGUGCUCGCACGCGGCUGGCUGCGAGGACAGGGAUCUGGUUAAUGGAGCACGCAACCUAUAGUAUGACCGGAGGCGGGGCUUGCUGCGCACACGGCGCAGGUUACAGCAAAGAAUGGGAUAUGGAUUGUUAGCCAGGCGCGCGCAUCUUCUUACUUUACUGGACACGGAGCCGGCCAGCCGCGGGAGCUGCAACUUCAUCAGCAACAGUCUCUUCUGCAACACAAGACCUGCAAAACGCUUUGAUCUGUUUCUCUUGUGCUUUUAAACUCGCAUCAAAGUGCUUUUCAUCUGCAUUGACACCUUCUCCCUAGUAACGAUGGUGUGCUGUUGGAAGUGUACCUUGUCCUUGACAUUUAUGACCAUACUCCUGGUCCUAGCCUACAGUCCUCUGUGCAUAUCAGAGCAAAAGUGCGACACCAUAUACAAAGGGUUUGCAGAAUGCCUUGUGAAGUUGGGAGAGAGCAUGGCUCAGAGCGUUCAGACUGAAACAGAAGAAACACAUGAACUAGACACUGUCUGCAAAUCAUGGAAUGAAUUUCAUGGGUGUGCAAAUGCAGUUCUCGCUGGUUGCCCCAAUGAAGCUGCAGCUGUCUGGGAAUCGCUCAGGCAGGAGUCACGGAAGAUGCAAUUCCAGGGGAAUCUGCAUGACCUUUGUACCAUGAGAGCACGGCCCUCCAGCAGCAUUAAAGGCUUCAACAAAGAUGAAAGCAACAAGGACACCUUGAGGGGUUCUGCAGCUGUCUCAACUUGUAGUCUCACUACUCUCCUGAUGGCUUUACUGUUUCUUAACAUUUAACAGCAACCAUAAUGGAGGUUGUUUUAUACAGCCUUCAGGACUUUACACAUUGCUAAAAAAACAGUUUGCAAAUAAUAUCUGAAAUCAGACUGCUCACCACUGCACAAACUGUGUUACAGUAGGAGGUGUCUUGGGAACGGUGUUGUUGAGAGUUCAGUGCCCCUUCAUCCCCCUAGGAGCUCAGAUGGUGUAUAAUGUGAUGCAGGCCAUGAGUGAGCAUGUUAUGUAGUUCAUCGCCAGUCCUGGUAGGGACUACAUGAGUAAUCGUUGGCAUCUCCUGUUCAUUUCAAGCAUCCUACUGUGUACAAAUCCUGUGCAAGUACUGCUAUAUUAUAUAUUUUAUAUAUUCAUAUCUAGUUAUUUUAUAUUGAUUUUAAGACAUUAUUCAUUAUGAGUAGGAUCAUAAUAUGAAAUGCAUCACGUAAGGAAAAAUCUUCUGUUUGACAGAGUUUCACGUAAACCGAUGAAGUGUUCCAAUGGAAGGCAUUUGUGCUACUUCUGAACUAUUACAUUUACAUUUUUAUUUUUUGGCAUUGCACACUCUCUCACUUGUAAUAUGUGUCUGAUUUUUAUUUAUAGCUUUAAGUGGACUGCAAGUAAAUGACAUUUUGUCUGCAGAGCAUCUUGUGUUUAAAAUGUUUAAAGGUUCUACAAAAAUAAUGAAACACUUUUACAAAUAACUUAAAUUUUCAUGGAUUAAAAAAAUCUGUUGAAAAGCACUAUCAUCAGUUAAGGAAUUUUGGAGGUCAGUAAUGUGUCAUCAGAAAUGCUAACACGAGUAUGUCAUUAAUCGAAUUGCACUUGUCAGGUUUGGGGUAAUUUUUAUAUUGUGGAUGUCUAAAUUUAGAAGUCAUUACAGUCACUUUUUUUUAGCUCUGCAUUUUAUUUUGUCAAUGUAUGUUUUAAUUAUGAGAUUGCAUGAAAUUCUCUAAAGCUUUUUUUUUUUUUUUUGCCUGAGAAGGGCAGGAUGGGAAAGGUCUCUGUAACUGACAUCUGUAUGCCUGUGCGGGUUUCUUUUUCAUUAUGGUUAACAUAGCUUGACAGCUAUCUAGUUGAAAUCAGGUAUAUUAAAUCUGCCUAUAUAUAACCAGGGAUGUCCUUAUUGGUGAGAGUUUAUAGUUUUAAGGUAAAUCUUUUUUUUUCAAUUGCAGCAUUUGAAGAAGAACAUUUUUUCUUUUUACUCAUACAAUCUGUAAUGAAAAAUCAGUCUCAGUAACAUAAACAUGAAAACUGAUAAUACUGUAAAAUUAAACCUUACAUUAAAGUA